AUGUACACAAAUUCUUCAUUCGGUAAUAGAGAUCAACGACAGCAGACAAGCCAUCAGAAAAUAACGAACAAUAACAACAAUAUGAAUAUUCAAAAACAGCAACCAAAUAGAAUAACAAAAUUUGCAUUCGAUUACGCCACUGAUAAGCAAUCUCAAUCAUUUAAAAUUGAAUGUAAUCCAAAAGUCGAAGAUGCAAAACAAGGAUCAAAAUUUAUUCAAGAAUUUAUUGGAUAUGUCAAAACUGAUUUCUUAAAACAAAAUUCCGUCUAUUCAAGAGCUGUACAAUUUGAUAUAUGGUGGAUUGAUUUGAAUGGUAAUAUGCAAUUUGUAGUUAAAUUCACGGAAUUGUACGUCUAUUUAUGCAAUGAUAAACGUUAUCCAAAGAAAAUAAUGAAUAUCAAAUUAACACCUAACACUCCAAAACACCUUCCGCCGCAGCACACAGCAAUUUUGAAAUGGCUCAAGCACUCAGUGACAAUCGAAGACGUUAAAGAAGAAUUAAAUUCAAAAUUUAUUUCUCUGUUUACAAUUGAAAAAAUGAUGGGCACAGCCAUUGAUAAAAAUCGUCAUAUUCGAAUUGAAAUAUGUAAUAAAUCUGGAAAUACUAGAAAACUUUGUCAAAAUUCAACAUUUGAUAUAUGUAAACGAUGUGGAGGUGAUGAUAGUACCGAUGAGGAUGGACGUAACAGUAUAAAAAUGAGUUCACAACCAUCACCAGAAGCACCAGCAGUUCGACAAAACCAUGAUUACGUAGAAGGUGAUGAUGAGGCUUUUCGUAUUGUACAUCACCAGCGUCGUCGACUACAGCCGAGAGAAGCGCCAAAUGAUCAGUUUUUUGAUGCAACAACUUCACCAUUACAGACAGCUGUUUCCAAGAUUUCAAAGGAAGCAGAACGUUUCAGUUGUGAAUUCAGAUUUCCGCCGGUUAAAAUUUCAUUUAUUAAUACAAACGUCUUGUUUACUGAUCAGAUUGCUAGGCAGUCUAUUGGUGAAUUAAAAAGACGAAAUGUUAGAACUCGUAACUUGGUUUCAUUUUGGCGAAUUGAUAGUACAAAGAAAUAUUUUUUUGUUUAUGCUGAUAACCGUGAAGCAUUUUCUCGAUCACUUAUGAAUGAAACAUAUCCAAGAAGUAUUAAUGUUCAACAAUUUAAUAUCGAACAGGCUAAGCGUAUACCUCCACAGAUGAGUGUUUUAGCUAUGGGAGUUUCUUGUCAGCUAUCAGAAGCUGAAGUAAUAACUGAUGUUCAGGAGCAGUAUGCCUCUGUGGACGUCGUUCUUUUCGUCUGUCCUGCAUCUAGUCGUACUCGAAAUGCUAAGGUUAACUUCCGUGACAAUCUUGAUUACACAAAAUGUCUGAAUAAUGGGUUUAUUUAUGUUAAUCAUUUGAAGCUAACAGUCAAACGCUAUUUGGGUACGCCCAGGGUCAUGCUAUGCUCAAAAUACCAGGGAUUCGGGCGCUUCCGAGCCAGAUGUACAAGUGCUCAUGAAUACUGUGCUGUCUGUUCUGCAGAAAGAUCUCUUGAUUCACCACAUGUGUGUACCAAUGUUACUAAGCGCGGGAAUUGCUGUAGUGAUCAUUCUUAUACAUAUUCUCAGUACUUCGCAUGGUUACAGUAUAGAAGAGAAUUAAUUGAACAGCUGCUGGAAAAAAAUAUGGUUUCUAAUCAUGUACACAUACCUGAAGCAUUUAAAAGUCGUGUGAACAGAGUUUUUCCUCUUACACCUGUACAAAAUCGUGUGCAUUUGCUUUUUAACGUGACACUUUGA
Molecule: messenger RNA, 1767 nt
Organism: Didymodactylos carnosus
Lineage: Eukaryota; Metazoa; Rotifera; Eurotatoria; Philodinida; Philodinidae
Source: the annotation of a GenBank genome assembly